CAUGGCGGCCCAACCAGUGUCCCGGAUGCUGCGGCCGGUCCUGAGGUCCAGCGUCCGGAGCUGCAGCUCGGGCGCUCUGGUGACGCAGCCACACCCCGGGGAGCCCUCCCAACCUGCCGUGGAGGUGCCGUCCGGACGGAGGCGGUUCCUGAGGGAGCACGCAGCCCCCUUCUCUGUCUUCCUCACGGACAGCUUCGGCCGGCGCCACAGCUACCUGCGGAUCUCCCUCACUGAGAAGUGCAACCUCAGAUGUCAAUACUGCAUGCCCGAGGAGGGUGUCCCUCUGACCCCCAAGGCAGACCUGCUGACCACAGAGGAGAUCCUAACCCUGGCCCGCCUCUUUGUGAAAGAAGGUGUAGACAAGAUCCGACUCACGGGCGGGGAGCCGCUCAUUCGGCCGGACGUGGUGGACAUCGUGGCACAGCUCCACCAGCUGGAAGGGCUGAGGACCAUUGGCAUCACCACCAACGGCAUCAACCUAGCCCGGCUGCUGCCACAGCUUCAGGAAGCUGGUCUCAGUACCAUCAACAUCAGCCUGGACACGCUGGUACCAGCCAAGUUUGAGUUCAUCGUCCGCAGGAAAGGCUUCCGCAAGGUCAUGGAGGGCAUCCACAAGGCCAUUGAGCUGGGCUACAGUCCCGUGAAGGUGAACUGUGUGGUGAUGCGAGGCCUGAAUGAGGACGAACUCCUGGACUUCGUGGCCUUGACUGAGGGCCUUCCCCUGGACGUGCGCUUCAUAGAGUACAUGCCCUUUGACGGCAACAAGUGGAACUUCAAGAAGAUGGUCAGCUACAAGGAGAUGCUGGACACCCUCAGGCAGCAGUGGCCGGAGCUGGAGAAGCUGCCGGAGGAGGAAUCCAGCACGGCCAAGGCCUUUAAAAUCCCUGGCUUCCAAGGCCGAGUCAGCUUCAUCACGUCCAUGUCUGAGCAUUUCUGUGGGACCUGCAACCGCUUGCGAAUCACAGCUGAUGGGAACCUCAAGGUCUGCCUCUUUGGGAACUCAGAGGUAUCUCUACGGGAUCACCUGCGGGCAGGGGCCUCUGAGGAGGAGUUGCUGCGCAUCAUUGGGGCUGCCGUGGGCAGGAAGAAGCGGCAGCAUGCGGGCAUGUUCAGUAUUUCCCAGAUGAAGAACCGGCCCAUGAUCCUCAUCGGUGGGUGACCCAUCAAGUUAUUUUUGAUGUGCCACGAUUCCCCACCAGCCAUUCCAAGCAUCUCCUUCAGGGACUCCCUCCAUGUUCAGGGUCUGAGACACAGAGUGAGUUUCUCCAGCCAGAUGGUGACUUUGUGGAAAGGGGGCUGGCUCCCCCAGAUCCCUCUCCUCGCCCAGCGGUGGCUGGGGUCUGGCCUCCCUCAGAGACAUUACGGUUCCCACCUCGACUCAGAUGCCAACCCAAAGUGCCUUAGCCCAGAGCCCCGGGCUGCUGCCACCCUGUCAGGACCUCUGCCCACCUCAGACCAACUGACCCACGUGGACAGGGAAGGACAGGUGGCUAUGGUGGACGUGGGUGGGAAGCCAGACACAGAGCGGGUGGCCGUGGCCUCAGCCGUGGUCCUCCUGGGGCCUGGGGCCUACAAGCUCGUCCAGGAGAACCAGCUAAAGAAGGGAGACGCCCUGGUGGUGGCCCAGCUGGCAGGCGUCCAGGCGGCCAAGCUGACCAGCCAGCUGAUCCCCCUGUGCCACCACGUGGCCCUGAGCCACGUCCAGGUGCAGCUGGAGCUGGACAGCACGCGCCACGCCGUGGUGGUCCGGGCAUCUUGCCGGGCUCGGGGCCCCACUGGGGUGGAGAUGGAGGCCCUGACCUCCGCUGCCGUGGCCGCCCUCGCCCUGUAUGACAUGUGCAAGGCUGUCAGCAGGGACAUCGUGUUGGCGGAGAUCAAGCUCGUCAGCAAGACCGGGGGUCAGCGGGGGGACUUCCAUCGGACGUAGAGCUCCUGCCCCCUCUCACCCCUGGCCCAGCGAGGUCAAGAGAUGGGAUGCGAUUUCAGCCGAGGGAAAGAUGUCAAGUUCCUUUCACCCCGUCACCAGUUACCUUCAACCGGUAGGAACCCCAGGUCAGCCCACCCCUCUACUGCUCGAUGACCUACACUGACCCGCGAGGUUUCCUUUCUUCCGAGAGGAGACCAGCAGGCCCGUCAGCCUUCCUGGACCCUAACUAAGGUCGUGGGAGGGGGCUGGCCGCAGCGAGCAAGGCUAGAUAACCCCCAAAUCACACUGAGUGACUUGUGGACUCUCUCCGACAGUUGAGCCCAUAACCUCCCCUCCUCUCUUGGGUUUUCUCUUCUCCUUCCUUCCCCGGGAG
Messenger RNA from Lipotes vexillifer (Yangtze River dolphin), 2300 nucleotides. RefSeq names its product molybdenum cofactor biosynthesis protein 1. The record is from RefSeq and is a predicted model, not a curated record. The transcript has 11 exons. Gene Ontology annotation, molecular function: GTP 3',8'-cyclase activity; metal ion binding; cyclic pyranopterin monophosphate synthase activity. Gene Ontology annotation, biological process: Mo-molybdopterin cofactor biosynthetic process. Bases 2 to 1159 code for a protein of 385 amino acids. Lineage: Eukaryota; Metazoa; Chordata; Mammalia; Artiodactyla; Lipotidae.